AUGGAACACAGUGUAGAUUGCUCAUCUCCUACUACUACUACUACUACUACUACUACUACUACUACUACUACUACUACUACUACUACUACUACUACUACUACUACUACUACUACUACUACUACUACUACUACUACUACUACUACUACUACUACUACUACUACUACUACUACUACUACUACUACUACUACUACUACUACUACUACUACUACUACUACUACUACUACUACUACUACUACUACUACUACUACUACUACUACUACUACUACUACUACUACUACUACUACUACUACUACUACUACUACUACUACUACUACUACUACUACUACUACUACUACUACUACUACUACUACUACUACUACUACUACUACUACUACUACUACUACUACUACUACUACUACUACUACUACUACUACUACUACUACUACUACUACUACUACUACUACUACUACUACUACUACUACUACUACUACUACUACUACUACUACUACUACUACUACUACUACUACUACUACUACUACUACUACUACUACUACUACUACUACUACUACUACUACUACUACUACUACUACUACUACUACUACUACUACUACUACUACUACUACUACUACUACUACUACUACUACUACUACUACUACUACUACUACUACUACUACUACUACUACUACUACUACUACUACUACUACUACUACUACUACUACUACUACUACUACUACUACUACUACUACUACUACUACUACUACUACUACUACUACUACUACUACUACUACUACUACUACUACUACUACUACUACUACUACUACUACUACUACUACUACUACUACUACUACUACUACUACUACUACUACUACUACUACUACUACUACUACUACUACUACUACUACUACUACUACUACUACUACUACUACUACUACUACUACUACUACUACUACUACUACUACUACUACUACUACUACUACUACUACUACUACUACUACUACUACUACUACUACUACUACUACUACUACUACUACUACUACUACUACUACUACUACUACUACUACUACUACUACUACUACUACUACUACUACUACUACUACUACUACUACUACUACUACUACUACUACUACUACUACUACUACUACUACUACUACUACUACUACUACUACUACUACUACUACUACUACUACUACUACUACUACUACUACUACUACUACUACUACUACUACUACUACUACUACUACUACUACUACUACUACUACUACUACUACUACUACUACUACUACUACUACUACUACUACUACUACUACUACUACUACUACUACUACUACUACUACUACUACUACUACUACUACUACUACUACUACUACUACUACUACUACUACUACUACUACUACUACUACUACUACUACUACUACUACUACUACUACUACUACUACUACUACUACUACUACUACUACUACUACUACUACUACUACUACUACUACUACUACUACUACUACUACUACUACUACUACUACUACUACUACUACUACUACUACUACUACUACUACUACUACUACUACUACUACUACUACUACUACUACUACUACUACUACUACUACUACUACUACUACUACUACUACUACUACUACUACUACUACUACUACUACUACUACUACUACUACUACUACUACUACUACUACUACUACUACUACUACUACUACUACUACUACUACUACUACUACUACUACUACUACUACUACUACUACUACUACUACUACUACUACUACUACUACUACUACUACUACUACUACUACUACUACUACUACUACUACUACUACUACUACUACUACUACUACUACUACUACUACUACUACUACUACUACUACUACUACUACUACUACUACUACUACUACUACUACUACUACUACUACUACUACUACUACUACUACUACUACUACUACUACUACUACUACUACUACUACUACUACUACUACUACUACUACUACUACUACUACUACUACUACUACUACUACUACUACUACUACUACUACUACUACUACUACUACUACUACUUCUACUACUACUACUAGUUCAGAGUACUUUGCUCAGUUCUUAUUUGUUUGUGUAUAUGUUAAUCUAUGUUGUAUAUGUAGACAUUUAUUUCUUGAUUUUUCAUACAAAGACAGUUAUUCUGUGUUAAUAUUUUCCACUCACUUUUAG
Molecule: messenger RNA, 2181 nt
Organism: Schistosoma guineensis
Lineage: Eukaryota; Metazoa; Platyhelminthes; Trematoda; Strigeidida; Schistosomatidae
Source: the annotation of a GenBank genome assembly